GAGAGGUUCAACUUCUUCUCCAUACCUCGGUAGUCUCGUUCAAAUCUAUUGGUCCAGAUGAAGGCAUAGCCUUUGAUAGUUGGCUAUAAGAAGUCGUCACACUAACUCUCUCAAGUUUGCCUUCGUGAGCAUUGGCUACCUUCAAUGAAUAUCAUCCGCAGAAGACUUGCGACAAUGGCUAGCUCACGGAUGAGAUCGUGGUUUCCGGGUACCGAGUACCCGUUGGUAAUCAACGCGCCGAUGGAUGGCAUCGCAAACUCGAGGCUAGCUACUGAAGUGACCAAAGCCGGAGGUUUGGGAUUCAUCCAAGGCGGCCGGGACUUCACUCCGGCGUCGGCCCCGCUCAAAAGACUCGAGGACCAACUCACGCAGGCCCGCGAGCUACUCGGCAUCGCACCCGCCGCGAAAGACAAGCCGCUGCCCAUCGGCGUGGGAUUCAUCACGUUCUCGGCCUCAGCGAGGCAGCACUUCGUCGACACCGUGAUCCCGAUCCUCAGGCGCCACCGCCCCGCCGCCGUCUGGCUCUUCGCGCCGGCGCCCGACGCCCCCGAAACCUUGCCCUCGCUCAUCGCGGCGCUGAAAUCCGCGCACGUCCCCAAGGUCGUGGUCCAGGUCGGGUCCGUGGCCGCGGCUCGCGAGGCCGCGGCCCACGGCGCCGACGUCAUCGUCGCUCAGGGCGUCGACGCGGGAGGUCACCAGUGGGCCAGCGGCGCGGGCGUCGUGAGCUUGGUGCCGGAGGUUAGGGAUAUGCUGAGCGCGGAGUUUUCUGACAGGGAGAUUGCGGUUUGGGGCGCGGGCGGGAUCGCGGAUGGGAGGGGGGUUGCGGCGGUGUUGGCGCUUGGGGCGGAGGCGGGGGUUUUGGGGACUAGGUACAUGGUCGCUACGGAAUCCGAUGCGCAAGACUAUGAGAGAAAGGCGCUUCUAUCUGCGACGGAUGGGGGGAGAAGUACGGUGAAAUCUCAACUCCACGAUCACGUCCGGGGCAACAUGGGUUGGCCCGAUCUGUACGACGGCCGCGCUAUCAUAACGCCCACAUACAAAGAUCACGCGGCCGGCGUGUCGCUCGACGAGAACGCGAAGAAGUACGAGGCCGCUAAAAAGGGCGGCGACUUGUCUAGGAUGGUUACUUGGUCUGGAACGGGCGUCGGCCUGGUUAGAGAGGAGCUUCCGGCUGCUGAAAUUACGAAGAGGGUGAGAAAGGACGCGCUGAAGGCUAUUCAAGGGCUCAAUGCCUCCCUUUGAAGAUAUUCAGGUUGGUGUACAGCGUCAUAUUUGGGGUUUCACAAUUUGCAUUUCUACCGCAUCUAUUUGAUGUGUAUUGCUGAUAUAACUUGAACAUAUAAGUUUUGGAUAGGUAUCACUUAUGCAAAUAUAUUAUGGUGUCGCCGAUAUUCAGA
Molecule: messenger RNA, 1397 nt
Organism: Annulohypoxylon truncatum
Lineage: Eukaryota; Fungi; Ascomycota; Sordariomycetes; Xylariales; Hypoxylaceae
Product: FMN-dependent 2-nitropropane dioxygenase
Exons: 5
Coding region: 145-1242 (365 amino acids)
Molecular function (GO): nitronate monooxygenase activity
Source: RefSeq, a predicted model, not a curated record